AUUUACCCACCAACUGUUAGGAAGAGGUUAUAUUUAAAAGAAACCGUGUAAAUCGUGCUUUUGAAAGUUUUGAGAGAUUUUCGAUUUUCAUAUAUUUGAAUAUAAUUUUAAAUGUCGCAAACAGGCACCGACGAAAGCGGUACACCACCAAAGCUUAAGAACAAUCUGGAAAAUCAAACUCUGCGCGAAUCAAGCGUAAGACGUAUUGAAAAGGUGAAUAAAAACUAUUACAUCAACAACUGGUUGCACAAAAAUUCAUCAAGUAGUAGUAGCAAUGAUAUCCCUACAAAUAAUACAAAGAAAUCAGUUUCUACAAAAGAAACAUCUUGCAGUUCCUCAUCAGCAUGUGUGAGCAAACCUGUGCAAGUUGAUAAAUCUCCUGCUAAACCCCAAUUAUUUCCUGCUGGAUAUAAUUUGGGUUCUGUUUAUUCAAAAAGUAAAGGCAGUGGUAGUACAAACUCCCGAAAAUUGCAUGCUUCAACUAAGAAUUCACCACCAAUUAAAAAGAAUAUUGAAAAAAUUGAUCAAGAACAAACAAAAACUGAUACAAACAAUACACAAGUGAAUUCUGAGCAAUCCCCACAAGUAGAUUCUGAAUGGAAAGACUUAUUUGACAAACAGGAUGAAUUUCAACAUAAAUUUGCAAGUGGCAAUCAUUCCAAUAACCAUUCAAAAAUUAAAAAACACAUUAAACACGCGCUUGGUCUAUGCAUGUGCGCUGAAUGUGAGCAAGACAUUCCUGCAGACUUAGUCUAUCCUGAAGUAGAAAAAUUCUCAACACGCGAACCACCAGAACGUAAACGGCCACCACCCUUAAUGAAAGCCAAUGAUUCUCAAAUCACAUCUGUGAUGACUGCUCCAGUAAAACGGUCUCAAGCAUUAGAAGGUAACAAAACAGCAGUAUUAACACAUGGUCAUACAGUACCACAACCACAGGAUGAAAUCAACAAAACUAAUUUACUGCCAGCCGUACAGGAGAAGUUAAAACGCGCUGGAUACGAACGCAGUAAACCUGUGCAAUCCUUUGGAUGGCCUGCAAUUAUGCGAGGAAAUAAUGUUGUGCUGAUUCAUAAGAAAGAAACUGGUAAAACUCUUACCUAUAUCACAGCAUUAUGUUCCUUCUUAAUGGAUCAGGAAGGUUUGUACGAUAACAUUCCGGAUAGCAAACGUUCUCCGCUAAUGAUUGUCCUGUGUAAUAACGCAACAAUUGCUGAAGAUGUUCACAUGAAGUUCGCUGAUAUAUUGAAAGGUAAUAAACUGCUGGAUAAUAUUUGGUUACCAUUGUUGCCGUUAUCAAAGAAAGACAUCUCGCAAUUUUUCGGUAGGAAACCACCGAAGACUUUUAAUAAAUCUAAAAGUUACAAACACAACAAAGCCGCCAUGAUUGAGUAUAAGUUGGAUGUUGUGAUUACAACCGUUGAUACAUUAAUUGUACUCUUAAAUGAUAAUAUCAUCGAUUUAAAGAGGUUGCGACAUUUUGUCGUGGAGAAUUUGAAUAUUAUUCUGGACAAACUGAAGAAGGGGUUUGAAUUGUUGUUGGGUGCAGUGGAUAGUAUGCUUUCACAUAGGAAUUGUUACGAUGGUGUGCAAUUUGUUUCCACUGGUGAGAAGUGGACGACAAAAGUGGAGGAGUUUGUCUGUCGUUUAGAUAACUUUCCUUUGAUUAUUAUUGGGAAUCCUAUGCAAGCGGCGCUUUAUGGCAGAGCACAGUUUCAUUUGCAGUAUGUGCAGAAUAAGCUGAAACCAGAGACAUUGAUAGAAUUAUUAAAGUCUACACAUUAUCACGUCCAUAAAUGUAUCGUUGUUUGUAAGCUCGAAGAAGUUAAAAUUCUCGAGGAUCGUUUUGCUACCAAAGGUAUUAGUUUUGUUUCAACCACUGAUGAGAUGACGGGUGGACAAGCGAUGGAGUUAUUGAUGUCUUGGAAAUCGACAUCGAGCGGCAAACAUAUUGUUUUAAUAUGCACCGAUAAAUCUCUCCGCCAAUAUGUAAAGAUAUCAAACGCAACGUUUCUGAUUAAUUAUUCGUUGCCACCUACAUGGAGUUUGUUUUCUCAGCGUUUUUCGAUUUUGAUUGAUAGCUACCAAUGUCCAUUGACAUCAUCAUACAGUCAGAAUAAAUUUAAUUGCCAUGUUGUUACUUAUGUUGAUGAAAACUGCCAAGAUCGCUUUCCACGCUUGUCGAACUUUUUUAAGGUGAACAACAUAAAAGUUCCCGAUGUUUUACUCCGGUUUUGUGAACAAGAAAAACAAAAAGAAGAACAAGAAAAUGUCGCCAACAACGCAAAAAUAUGCAAAUCAAUAUUUACUUACGGUGUUUGCGGUUCUCCCGAGUGCAAAGAACGUCACAUCUUCACACCGAAGCUCGAAACACCCUCAAAUACUCCAUCAAACGGCAAAAUAACUUGCAGGUUUAUUAAUAUGAAAGCCGUCAACCAGUAUUAUCUACAAAUUCUUGAAUAUAUGGAUCUCCAAGGCGAAACUCAUCAUAUUGAAGAUUAUUCCACCAAAGUAUCUGAAUUACUUAAAGAAAAAUCGGCGUUUGAACCGUCUGUGGACGCAAUUAAAGGUAAAAUGUAUUUGUACGCUGACGACAACCAAUUCAAUCGGUGUGUAAUUAAUCGUGUCGUUAAAUAUGUUUCAAUUGGUGAUACAAUGACUCCUGAUCCUCUUGAGGUGGAGGUUUUUGGCUUGGAAAAUGGAAUUAAAUUGACGAUUAAUUUUAACCAACUCUACAAGAUUCCUAAAUCUUUAGAGGAUAUUCCACCUAGCGUUGUUGAAGUUUACAUCUCACGAUUGAUUCCGCCCUUUAAAGAAUCUCUCUGGACACGCAACGCGAGCAAGACUGUCUAUACCAAGAUAAAAUCAUUUAAUAAGAGCACAAUUUGUGUGGGGAAUAUUUUACUGAGGCUUAACGAUACGAUUUGGGUGGAUGAUUUGCAACUGCGUGAAACAAACACUCCGUUUCCAAAUCGAUUGUCUAUAACACAGUUUUUAAAAGAUAGAAAUAUCUAUGACAAGUACGAAGAUUCUCUUGCAAAUCUAUAUAAGUUAUGUCUGGAUGGUGGUAUUUCUCUACCGGAAUAUAAAGUUUUCCUUGAGGAAAAACCGCUGCCGAAGUUAACACAAGCUGAAGCAAACUGGGCGUUUUUAAAUCCAGAUGAACUAAACGCUGUGUACUUUGUUGCUGCCACCUCUUCGGAUUGUCUUUAUGUGAGGCAAACCAAAUUUUAUUCUUUACUGAAAAAACUAGAGGAUAAUAUUACUUCAUCUCUGCAUUUAUUGAGAAGAAAACUGGAUAAAGACGAAAUUGUUAUUGGCUGUUAUUAUUGUCUUCCUGAUGAAGUCAGUGGGAAUUGGUGCAGAGUUAAGUUGAUUGAUGUGCAAGAUAAUAUAGCUAAAUGCUUUUAUGUUGAUUAUGGAGAUUUUGUGUCAGCACCAGUUGAAAAUUUGAAACUUUUAAGUGACGAAUUUAUAACCAAACUGCCAUUUCAAGCAAUUGAAUGUUCGCUAUAUGGUGUUCAGCCGACAGCAUCUUCGGAACUGAUUGAUGCGUUGCAUGAACAAAGUUACGAGGAGAAUACGGAUUAUUUUAAAACAUUGUAUGCGAUGAUUUUGUCUACUGAAAAAUCAGUUUAUGGUGAUAUGAAAUACAAGAUUAUGUUGCUUGAUUAUUACUCUGGCGAAGUUAGUUCAAUCAACAGCGUUCUGUUGAGGUUAAAUCUGGCUGCAGAAAUACCAGGAGAACGGCUUGAUGAAAUUGAAUUGUUGCCAAGUAGCGAGAUUCCUGAUGUUAGUCAUGAAGAGGAGUAUAUUACCAAUGAUGCUGAAAACUUUGUAGAGUUGAAAGAUGAUGACUUCGAUUUUAUAUCGUAUGAUUAUAAUCCGUAUGCAGAGGCUGAUAAAAUGGCGCUGAAUAAAACAGAUGAACCGUCGAAGGAUAAGCCCAAGGAAGAUAUUGGAUAUAUACCAAUGACAGCUGUUGUAAACACCAACAAGAAAUUACUUCCAAAGGUAACAUGGUAUCAAACUGAAUUGAAUAUAUUUCUUGAGUUCAGUUUCAUUGAUAAUCAAGAUUAUAAACUUUACAUCGUUCGAAAUCGGUUUUUAUCCUUUAAUUCGAUUUAUGAAGAUAAACACUAUGAACUGAGCAUAAAUCUUUAUAAUGCAGUGAGUAAGCAAUUUGUUCACGAAAGCAAAACGCACUUUAUCCAAGCAGUGUUGACCAAACAGAAAGCAGAAGAUUGGCCAAGACUUGUCAAGUCCGAGGAGAAAAUGUCCAACAUCAAGUACAAAUUUGAUAAAAUUGCAGUGGAUAGUGAUGAGGAUGAAGAUGAAGAUGAGAAAAAGAAUCUGCUGCAAUGUGAGGAAAUCGAUGAUGAAUAUUUUAAAGACGCCAUUUAUACAGCCGAAGGACACGUUGAAGAAAUAUGGUCCGAUUACGAUUCUGAUAGUGAUUAUGAAGCGCUUAAUGAAGAUUAGAUUUUAUAAGAGUUUGUUACCGUAGUUUAUACUAUUACGCUAAGACGACUGUAUUCGUCGGAAAUCAAUUUUUUAUUUUAAUAUUUUGUAUUUGACAUUUUUGAUAAAUUCUAUUUCAUA
Messenger RNA from Dalotia coriaria, 4599 nucleotides. Its product is annotated as putative ATP-dependent RNA helicase TDRD12. Gene Ontology annotation, molecular function: nucleic acid binding; ATP binding. The record is from RefSeq and is a predicted model, not a curated record. Gene Ontology annotation, biological process: germ-line stem cell division. NCBI's taxonomy places the organism in Eukaryota, Metazoa, Arthropoda, Insecta, Coleoptera, Staphylinidae. Bases 112 to 4479 code for a protein of 1455 amino acids. The transcript is spliced from 6 exons.